GUUGAUUUUGAGACCGUGCCACGUACGGAACACGAGGGCUGCCGAUACGCCGGAGUCCAAUAGCGAGCGAGCGAGCGCCCAGCAUGCAGCGUGUUUUUUAAAUCCAAAGAAGAAAAAGAAAAAAAAACGUAAAAAAAAAAAGAAAAACAAUCUCUUUUUGUUGCUGUUGUUCUACCCGUUGGCCACUUCUAUCACAACAGUGUGUGUGCUGCGUGCGUGUGUGCGUGUGUUCGUGUGUGUGUGUGUGCUCUGUUGCCGUCCGGCUCGACGAGAUCUAACCACUGGCAAAUCGGGAUAAGACACGCCCCGUCCAAUUACCUGUUAAUAUUAACAGGCGGCCCAACUGGCUGACCCCCAACUGGCUGACCCAACUGGCUGAGCGGGCGCACUCAUCUCUCAGGGGCACACACCAAGCAACAGCAGCACCACAACAGCCGCACAAUGGGCAAGAAGAACUCCAAAUUGAAGCAGGACACCAUUGAUCGUCUGACAACGGACACAUACUUUACCGAAAAGGAAAUACGUCAAUGGCACAAAGGUUUUCUCAAAGACUGCCCGAACGGUCUGCUGACUGAACAAGGAUUCAUCAAAAUUUACAAGCAAUUUUUCCCAGACGGUGAUCCCAGUAAAUUUGCCUCGUUGGUAUUUCGAGUAUUCGAUGAGAACAAUGAUGGAGCUAUUGAAUUUGAGGAAUUCAUACGUGCGUUGUCCAUAACAUCGCGUGGAAAUCUGGAUGAGAAACUGCACUGGGCCUUCCGUCUCUAUGACGUCGACAACGAUGGCUACAUCACGCGAGAGGAAAUGUACAAUAUUGUCGAUGCAAUUUAUCAAAUGGUGGGCCAACAGCCGCAGACGGAGGAUGAGAAUACGCCGCAGAAGCGUGUCGACAAGAUCUUCGAUCAAAUGGACAAGAAUCACGACGAUCGGCUAACCUUGGAAGAGUUUCGUGAGGGUAGUAAAGCUGAUCCACGUAUAGUUCAGGCGUUAAGUUUAGGUGGUGAUUAACCAAUGGAGUAAUUGUAAUUCGAGAUUGUCACUGAGUUGGAAGACAACGAAUUCGUGCACAAUAAAUCUAAAUAUGGUUUGAUGAUAUAUACAAACAAACAGACGCACACAUAUAUAUACAUAUGUACAUUUAUGUAUAUGUAUAUGUAUAUGUAUAUUAUAAAUGGUUAAGUAUAUCCACCAACACAUGCAGACACUCCCACAUACGUUCCCACACUCCACAUCACACACACACGCCAUUUGCUGGAGGCAAAAAUGAAAGCGAAACGGAAAUUUGAAAAUUUGUUUCUUUGAAAUUCAACAGGAUUGCAAAAUAUUUGAAACUAAAAAAAAAUAUAUACAAGCAAUAACAAUAAGCAGAAAAAAAUAGAAACCCAAUUAACAGUGUGGAAUGUUAUGCAUAAAAAAUAAUAGAAAUAUAUGAUAUAUAUUUAUAUAACAGAACACCAACUAAAAUAAAGGAAAUGCUUGUUGUA
Drosophila mojavensis is the source of this 1481-nucleotide messenger RNA. RefSeq names its product frequenin-1. Gene Ontology annotation, molecular function: calcium sensitive guanylate cyclase activator activity; calcium ion binding. The coding region runs from base 442 to 1005 and encodes 187 amino acids. The record is from RefSeq and is a predicted model, not a curated record. Lineage: Eukaryota; Metazoa; Arthropoda; Insecta; Diptera; Drosophilidae. The transcript has 8 exons.